GCGCGCGUCCGUCUCGUGGUGUUUGUCCUCAUCGCGCUCGUCUCGGUUCGCGCGUGACUCGCGUUUCGCGCGUUCCUUGGUGCGGGUAUACGGUGUGUCUCCCGAUCUGAUCCCGGAUUCGCGGGGCGCGUCUCUCCGCAUUGUUUCCUUUCUUUUUUUUUUUUUAUUCUCUUCAUUCCCUUCUCGACUCUCAUCGCGGUUCGAGACCGACGCGAUGUCCUCGUUGAAGGACGAUAAGCCGUGCGCGCGACUCUGCCACAUCGUCAAGUGGGACGACUUCCCCGGUUACGGUUUCAAUCUGCACGCGCAGAAGGGCAAGAACGGCCAGUUCAUCGGCAAGGUGGACGACGGCUCGCCGAGCCAGGCGGCCGGUCUGCGCCAGGGCGACCGGAUAAUCGAGGUGAACGAGAUCGACAUCGCGAACGAGACCCACAAUCAGGUGGUCGAGCGCAUCAAGGCAUUCCCCAACGAGACCAAGCUGCUAGUGGUCGAUCAGGAGGCCGACGAUUACUUCAGGGAGAAUAAUAUCAUCAUCAAGGGCACCAUGCCCAACAUCAAGGUUAUCAAGACGCCGGAGAAGAAUCCCAACAGCGUAGAGGAUCGCUCCGACGGCAGCAAUUGCUCAGUCGACGAGAGCACGCAGAAGUCAAUCGACUCCAACGACACAGCGCACAGCAACAGCACCACCAUGGCACAGACGACGAUCAACAACAGCAGCGGCAAUAUGCGGGAAAACGGCAACGGCGAUGUGAAUCACGUGCACGGCACGGGUAACGGCAGCGUGGCGGAUGGUGCAAACAACAGCGAGCCCCGAUCUGAAGGCCUGAACCUGAAGAUGAGCGUGAAGGAGCUUAGGGAACAGCUGGCGAAGCGCAAGAAGUACGACCCGAAAAAGGAGUCUAUCGGCUUCAAGGACAAAUUCGACAUCGUGCAGAAACUAUAGAUGUAUCCUCUCGCCUUUGUGACACAUCGGUAAUUCCUUUCCCUUAUUCCUCUCUUUAGACCCGCCGUCAUCAUCGGCGCUCGACGACGAUGACGACGAUUUAUCCCCUUAUGAUAUAACACGUCGUGUUAUAACCGAUCAAAUUGUUGUCGUUAUAAUAAAUAAACACGCGAUACUCCGUUAUUUAGGCGCGUACGCGCCAAGCGUCAAUGUCGAUAUCGUAACAUUAAUACACGUAUUCGUAUUUAGUGACGAGGAAUUGCGGAGAAUAUUAGGAUAAAGAAAGAUAAUGUUGUUUGUAUAAGUAUAUUGUUAAUUUUUCGCUCUACACGAAGACAAACUUAUAUGUGCAAUCUCUGUCGCUUCCACGUCGGAAGUUACGAUGGAUUUCGAAUCAGUUGGGCUUAUCAACGUUUAAAAGAUAGAAUAAUAAAGAGAAAGUUUUUUUUUUGACACGUUUCAAAUUAUUAUUUUUUUUUUUUUUAUAACAAAUUAUAGUUAUACCACAAUGACCUAAAUAUAUCUAUCGUUUUCUUUUCCGAAGCAACGCACAAUUUAGUUUUAUUAAAAAUGUUCCUUGUUGUAAAUGUAAUUACAACACUUCCCGAUAUAUGUGAUUAGCGGAUAAUUAAAUCUCACGCUCUCGACUUGAUUACCCACGGUGUCGUCACAUUCACUUCUAAGCAUCGUCUCGUCCGUUAAAUUCGAGGAGAUCCGCUUGUCGCUCCUUCCCACGACUUUCUCUGAAGAAUUUAUCUUCUGAUGUAGUAAUCAUUUCAAACGUUACAUCGAUCGUGUUAAUUCUUUGCCGGAAUUCUCAAUCGCGAAUAAAGAGUAACAUUAGUAAAAAAAAAAAACGGAAAUUUAUCUCGACCUUCAAAUUUCAUAAUAUUGAAUAAUGUAUAAAUCAGGAGUAUAAAUCAUAGAAAAUUAACUGAGUGCUCGUUGUGAAACCAUAAAGCUCCAAUAAAUAUUCGAUUAUUUAAAGAAUUUUUUCAAGCAUUUCAAAUCUUUGUGUUUUUAAUUUCAUGGACUUUAAUUUCUGUUUUCUAUUUAUUGCAAUUUAUUAAUUUAGCCGCUGAAGGUUGAUACAAUUGCGUUAGAAUGAUAAAUUGUCGACACACAGAGAAUUGGACGCGCACGCGGAAUCUCUCGGUAAUCUUUCUACGCGAAGCGUAGAAAAUUCGCAUAAGUCGGCCGCGCAGAUGUCAAUUUCUCGACUGUAUCCGUCUAGAGUCUCAGUCGUGAUGAGGUGAGAUUUUAAGGACUCGCAAGGACGGACGUUUCUGGCGUGCAAUGGGCGUGCGAAGUCAGUCAGUCGCCCGUUGCACGAUCCAAGGACGAGCGCGCUGACGAGCGUGGGGAGAAAGUACACAGACGAGUCUUCUCAGUUUAAUCUCCGUUAUCGAAUUCAGGCCGCAAAUCUCGCUCGUUUUUGCGUAUUGCAACAUCGCGCAAAGAUUGAAUGUCUGCGAAUCUUAUAUAACUUACAAUAAGCCGUUUUGAUGUAUUUGCUCAGACUCGGUACUUAACUGAUUAAGUUUUCGAAGUACUAGCAACGUAGACAAGGAAGAGAGUCCACAGGAAUUAUAUAUAUAAACGCCAAAUUAAAAUGUAAUUUGUAAUUAGUUUUGAAAAAGGAUAUAUCCAGUUCGAUGAUAAUUAUUUAAUUUUCAAUCAUAUAUUUUUUGAGAAGAGAAAAUAUAUUGGACAUACUCAAUAAUAUAUAGCGUAAUAUUAACGAUAAAUAUAGUGUAAUGUUGGAGACUAAUCGGACCAAUUAAAUUUGUGCGUUAUCACGUAAUUGCCCUAACUUAAAGAUCCAAUUAUCUCAGAUAAGAAGAUGGGUAUUCUAAUGUUUCUCGUCAUUAGUGUCACGAAGCAUCAUUUAAUUAUUGGUUUAUUUAAUAAUUUAUAAUUUUGUUGAAAAAAAUUUUUUACAAUUAUUAAGAUAAGAGAUUUUAUAUACAUUCUAGUAAUUAAAAUUUUCCUAAAAAUAUGUGACUUUGCAAUUUAUAAAAAGAAUUGAAGAUAAAUUAAAAAAAAAUGUGCAUUUUAUUUACAGUUGCGCGAUUUCUCGAUUUUUUCGUGUGCACUCUCUUCGUUUCUUUAUUCCCUUUCAUUGUAGUUACCGGUUAAUGACCGCCACGGUCACUGAUUGCGACAUGUCUCGUAGAAGAAUGCGUGCUAACGUUCUUCGAAUAAUUUUCAUAUCAUUAGCUUUAUGCAUACGUAUAAUACAAUAGAUAAAGAAGAAACGCAAUGAAAUCUACUGAAAAUUCAGAGGCAGUUAAUAUCGAUACAAGUCGAAAGGGAAAAAUAUGAUUCAAUCGUAAUCUCGAUUUUUUAACAUAAUUUAAUUGGUCUAUUACACGAUACAUAUUAUAGGGUGUUCGCGAAGCCUUUAUUCAUCGGUCACUUAUUUUUCCAAUAUUACACGAAUAUUUUUAAUGAACGAUAAUAUACCGUCUUUAUUAAUAACAGAGAGACACAUUUAUCUACAAAUGAGAAAGCUGAUUUCCUUAAAUGCAUACGUGUUCAGUUUGAGCGUAACGAAAUGUAUUAAGCGCAAGCGACGAGCGAGUGAAUAUUAUCAGAGUAUCACGAUAAUAGAGGCUCGACAAACAGGUAUUUGCAAUUGAAAUUUAUAACUCGCGUUCGUCGCGCGCAUUUCGAUAAACCGGCGUUCGUCGAAUGCGAAGGCGUUGCGUAAUCGAGCGAGCGAAGAAUGUCGCGUUACAAUGCAACUCGGGAGAGAAGCCGACGCCGCCUCUCCAGGGAAAUUCCACCAUCGUCUUCCUCUGACGUCUUGUCGAGUGUCGCGGAAAAGUUAGGUAUUAUCGUACCACGACACUCUUGUUACUUAAAUAUUACGACGACUCGUUGCGCAAUCUUCGUCGUCGUCGUCAUUAUGCGUUUAUUUGCCGGGAACGCACCGUGAGAUAUCGCGCCUUAUUCACAAAUAAGUGUAAAGGCGAGCACGAAGUUUCGUUAUCUGUUGAAUUAACCGAAAUCAAUAUCGAAAGUUUUUUUAUAUAAUCUGCUCUUAUCAAAAAAAGAGAAAAGAGAAGAGUUUAUCGAUUAUUUAAACUUACAUUCUCCUUGAUUCUUAAAUUGCUGCUUGAUACUUAGUAUGAAUUAUUAUACUAUUUUUUUAAUAUUUUUAUCUUGUAAUUUUUUUAAAUGUAAUUUUUGUUUUUUAUAAUCAUAUUUUUAUAAUUAUUAUUUCCUUUUCCUUCUUUGAUAACGAUUUAAAAGAUGUUAGCAGUAUGGAAUAAAUCGACUUUUAAGUUUUCAAAGAGAAUUAAAAUUUGAUUUAACUAUCUUAAAUUUGUGUUGCCGUUUGCUUCACAAACAGUAUAAUAAGCAUUUAAAAUUUAACCAGUGUUUGUAAACUACUAAGCUUACGAUGCGUCGUUAAUAUCAUGCAUCAUUUACCAAGGACAAUUACGCUUCCUGUUUAAGCGGCAAUUUACUCUUGUGUCACUUAAAGCUAUCGUUAAACUUGAUAUGAAUCUUUGGACGCAAACAAGUUCGAUUCGAGAAUACGAAUUCUGCGCAAAAUUAUUGCCGCUAUAAUUUAUCACAAAAAUAGUAACCGCAAGUAUGAGCGGCUAUUAGCGUUGUUAUUGUGUGCUAAUUAUAUUUCGUACCGUUAUGUCAUUCGGCGGCUUGCUCGAGUGAAAGUUUAAUAAUGAGACACUCGAUACAAUAGACACGCACGAAGCGGGGAAUUGGUAUGAGGAAAAAUAUCGCGUUUAUGCAUAUCUCGCGACUAACACAUUUUUGCAUCGCAUCAAAAAUUUCGCAAAAUAACGGGUGCAAGGUGUAACAGCAAACGAUUCCAUAUCGGAAAGAAUUCCAUCUCCCGACACUUCGCCAAAUUUUUAUGCUGAUGUAUCAAUAUCCAGCGAUCUCGUUUUUAGAACGAGAAUGGAGUAGGAAUUUAGUGAGAUGAGUCGAAAGCAAAACUGCUUGUUAGAGAAACUACGCGAUGAUCCGUCCAAUCUUAUUGCUGCGAAAACCGGAUAUAUAUAUAUAUAUAUAUAUAUAUAUAUAUAUAUAUAUAUAUAUAUAUACAUAUAGAGUUCGUAAAAAAAUUUACUCUGUAUAUUUGUAGUAAAAUCUUUUCUAAAAAAAGAAACGACAUUCUCUUAUCAAAAUUCUACAUAUCUAAUUCUACAUAAUUUUACAUUUCUUCGUACACACAUGUCCGAUUAAAAAAUUAAAAAUUGAAUAUCAAAUAGGUACGUGAUUAUGUGCGGCAACGUGUACAAUCGAAACCAUUAUUUUCCUCCGACAAAAUUAAUCUCCGCUUAGCGCAAACGUGCGAUACGUCAAUGUCUCGCGGCAUAUGUAUUGCUGUUUUAUUUUAGACAGAUAGAGAGAUAGAGGAAAGCAACUUAAUGUCUUAACAAUGUCGAAUUCGUUUUGAAUGAAAAAAAAAAACAACAGUGGAAGGACUGUAUCCUCCAAAAAAUCGCUAUUUAUCUUAACGAUAUCUCGCUUUUACAUACUUAAAAAAUAUUAGGCGUUGCAUAAUAAUCAAUUUGAUAAUAUAGACAUCAAUAACAUACAUGUGCUUAUUUUGCGAGCGUCAAAAACUUUGAAAAAAACUAAAAAUCUAAAAGAAAGAUUUAAAAAAUUGUUUAGGAAAUCAUUUAAGAGGAGGAUUAGUUAUAUGCGAUAUCAUUCUUAUGGCAGGAUUUCUGAAACUGGAAUCAUUUAACUCGCAAACAAAUAACAUUUUGCGCGAUUAACGUCAGCGAAAGAGCGAGUGAUUUGCUUCCGCAAUAUUUAAAAGCCAGGUUUUUCGAUAUUGUAAUGCUCUCGUGCUCGUCCUUCUUUUCAACGCAGACUCCUUUUUUCUUCAAAUUUUUGGAGAGCUCUAAUUGAGCUAGUAUUAUACCAGGUUCUGUAAAUAUUAAUCUAUCAGCAACGAUCAAAUUCGAAAAAAAUAGCAUCAUAAAAUUUAAUUGUUGUUAACUUGAUAUUGUCUAUGUACUAUUGCGUAUCGAAUACUUUAUCUUAUCCGUAUCAGUUAUCCAAUGAAUGAAAAUAAUGACAUUUUUACCGGACGCUCGAUAAAAUUUCUUUCCGAUUUUAAUCAAGACUCCUCGUUCUCGCCGAUAUGUAAUUAUUGCAUCGAAUUCUUGAAAUGUAUAUAACCACGCGCACACAUAUAUAUAUAUACGCACACAUUAAAUAAGAAUCAAGUACACAUGUUACGAUUUUCACACAAUACGUCCAACAUUAUUAUGUAAGUGUUAAUUUUAAACAUUAUUUGAUGAUAAGGUUUAGAUGUACACCUUAUGAAAUUACACGUAUUCACGUACAUGUGUAGAAAA
Messenger RNA from Cataglyphis hispanica, 6291 nucleotides. Its product is annotated as Na(+)/H(+) exchange regulatory cofactor NHE-RF1. Gene Ontology annotation, cellular component: apical plasma membrane. The coding region runs from base 215 to 943 and encodes 242 amino acids. Gene Ontology annotation, biological process: protein localization to plasma membrane. NCBI's taxonomy places the organism in Eukaryota, Metazoa, Arthropoda, Insecta, Hymenoptera, Formicidae. The record is from RefSeq and is a predicted model, not a curated record. The transcript is spliced from 2 exons. Gene Ontology annotation, molecular function: protein-membrane adaptor activity; protein binding.